AGGUUCAAGAACCCAGUUCGUCUCUAUUGCUAACAUGUCGUUGCAUGACGUAGAUACGAGAAAUAAGUCGCAAAAUUUGUCAUCAAUUGCCAAGAUGAACGCUCUGCUGCUAUUGAGCCACUCUUCUCCUAGUUCAAAGGCACCUCAAUGGUCUUCAAAAGCUGACCAGGAGCUACUAUAUGCAAAGAAAGAGAUUGAAAAUGCACAUAUGGAAAAGAAAAAGGAUGAGCUACCUUCUCCUCUGUACAGAAACGUCUCUAUGUUUAAGAGAAGCUAUGAAUUAAUGGAGAAAAUGCUGAGAGUAUACAUCUAUAAGGAAGGUGAAAAACCUAUUUUUCAUGAGUCAAUACUAGAAGGUAUAUAUGCUUCUGAAGGAUGGUUCCUGAAAUUGUUGGAAGCUAACAAACACUUUGUGACUGAUGAUCCGAAAUCUGCCCACUUGUUUUAUUUACCAUUUAGCUCGCGGUUAUUGCAACAAACACUUUAUGUUCCAAAAUCUCACAGUCGCGAAAACCUAAUUGAGUACAUGAAGAAUUAUGUGGAUGGUCUUGCUGCAAUACAUCCUUUCUGGAAUAGAACUGAUGGUGCUGAUCAUUUUCUUGCUGCCUGUCAUGAUUGGGCACCAGCAGAAACAAGAGGUAAAAUUGCAAAUUGUAUUAGAGCCCUCUGCAAUGCAGACAUCUCCGCCGGUUUCCAAAUUGGCAAAGACAUUUCUCUCCCGACGACGCAUAUCCGAAACGCAAAAGAUCCUCUGAAAGAAACCAAAGGCAUGAUCGAUGGUCACAAUUCGUCAAGCAGACCAAUCCUAGCUUUCUUCGCUGGCUAUAUGCAUGGCAAGCUCCGACCAACCCUUGUAAAGUAUUGGGGAAAUAAAGAAAAAGAUCCCGAAAUGAGAAUUUCUGAACGUCUGCCUUCAACGAAAGGUGACAAGAAGUAUAUCGAGAUGUUGAGGAGCAGCCGAUUCUGCAUUUGCGCGAAAGGUUUUGCGGUACACAGUCCGAGAGUGGUGGAAUCGAUCCUACACGAGUGCAUUCCGGUUAUGAUAUCGGACGAUUACGUGCCUCCGUUUUUUGAGGUGCUGGAUUGGGAAACGUUUGCGGUUUUCGUGAUGGAGAAAGACGUUCCUGAUUUGAAGAAGAUACUUGUUUCGAUAUCUGUUGAAAGUUCAAACCCUAAGUGCGAGAGAUGGGAGAUGAGAAAGUGAACACUUUCAUCAAUGUACCUCGUUUUGAUGGUUAACACUACGAUUAUUUGUGCGAACUCGAGAAAACUCUGUAUGGGCUUAAACAAGCACCACAGACUUGGUAUAGCAAGAUUGACUCGCAUACUUUAUUCAAC
Messenger RNA from Impatiens glandulifera, 1338 nucleotides. Its product is annotated as probable glycosyltransferase At5g03795. NCBI's taxonomy places the organism in Eukaryota, Viridiplantae, Streptophyta, Magnoliopsida, Ericales, Balsaminaceae. The record is from RefSeq and is a predicted model, not a curated record. The transcript is spliced from 5 exons. Gene Ontology annotation, molecular function: glycosyltransferase activity. The coding region runs from base 35 to 1204 and encodes 389 amino acids.